ACUGUCCCUAGUACGUCAAUCUAGAGAGCGUCUAAUCAUUUGGUCGGACUGGUCGGAGUCACAUGUUAUUGGAGUUGGAGUAGAGAUCGUAGUUGGAGGUUAAUUUGUCCCGGGACGGGAUAUUUAAUUAUUUAAAGAAGUUAUAACCUCAAUUCACUGGUGCAUCGCAUUCGCUGAGUGCGGACAAAAAAGUAUUUGAGAGUUAUUGACAAAAUUAAUUCUUGUGCUAACACAUAAAUGUAUUCUGAUCAUAAAUCCGACUAAUUGGAUGUUCUACUGGUCGCGUCGGUCACGGGCAAAUCGCUACAUUAAGUGAGAGAAGAUUUAUAACCUAAAAAUGGAGCGUACUCGUGACGCAAAUACUUGGAUCAUGGAGCACACCGAGCGCACUAAGCCAUUUUUUCUAACAGUCACACAACGUAUAUUCAGUAAUUGGACCGCACUAAAAUUGGCGGUGGAGCACAACAUGGGUUCAGUAGAAAGCGCAAGGGAAUUUUGUUCAUAUAUAACGGAUGUGCUGUAUAUGAAUGACGAACUGGCCAGCAGUCAGAUUGCCGAUGAACUAGACGAUUACAUGGACGAUCAGUUUAGCACAGAAGUGCAGGACGACAGCAGUGUGCAAGUAGCGGAGGAGUUAUUGAGAUUUUAUCGGUAUUGCAAGGAAAGCAACGAGUCUGUGGCAAAAACGGAAUUUGAAAAAUUACCACCAUUGCAGUCGUGGUUGAAUUCGAAGCUACCCGCUCAGCCUGCUCAUUCUUCUCUGCCAGUUAAACACGAGUCUAGCAGCUUGGACGAGGAUAUGGACAUCGAUAGGGAUGAGCAGGAGAAAGAUGGAUGGACAGUGGUCACGAACAGGCGAGGCAAAUAAUUUCGUGUAGUUCCUUUUGUAUGAAAGAUAUUUUUAUUUAGCGGUUUUAUUCAAUGUAUAUGUAUAAAAGAAUGGAAAGACAUGUGAGAGAAGAAAGAGACGUAUAACGUCGUGACAUAAUAUGCGCACAUUCGUACUCCACAAUCGUACGAAUUCCAGUGCGCUACAAUUAUCUACAAAAAUAUUUUUACCUAAGCAGCCUUUUGAAGCAUUGCUAAACGUCAUUUAGCAAUUGCGUCUUCUGUAUCUGCAAAGGAAAAAUAAAAAGGCGUGAAUUCGUUUUUGUUAAAAAAA
Messenger RNA from Wasmannia auropunctata (little fire ant), 1162 nucleotides. RefSeq lists its product as uncharacterized. Gene Ontology annotation, cellular component: nucleus. The transcript has 3 exons. Lineage: Eukaryota; Metazoa; Arthropoda; Insecta; Hymenoptera; Formicidae. Gene Ontology annotation, biological process: maturation of SSU-rRNA from tricistronic rRNA transcript (SSU-rRNA, 5.8S rRNA, LSU-rRNA). The record is from RefSeq and is a predicted model, not a curated record. Bases 338 to 868 code for a protein of 176 amino acids.